This is a messenger RNA of Argentina anserina (silverweed cinquefoil), 1737 nucleotides long. RefSeq names its product O-fucosyltransferase 37. The transcript is spliced from 6 exons. Bases 16 to 1653 code for a protein of 545 amino acids. Gene Ontology annotation, cellular component: cytoplasm. The record is from RefSeq and is a predicted model, not a curated record. NCBI's taxonomy places the organism in Eukaryota, Viridiplantae, Streptophyta, Magnoliopsida, Rosales, Rosaceae.
CAAGCUUUUCCUCCAAUGGCGAAACCAAGAACCAGCCCCAAGACCACACCACGAAACCCACCACCGCCGCCGCCGUUCCUCUUCCACUACUUACUCACCACCCUCCUCUUCUCCCCCAAAACGCACCGUUUCAGGCUCCCCAAACCCUCCUCCACCUCAUCCCCACCGCCACUCCUCCUCCUCCUCCUCACUCUCCUCUUUGUUUUCUUGGUCAUCUCGAUCCUCAACCUCCUCCCCUGUUCCUACUCUGCAGCCUCCGCUCCCUCCAUUUCUCCGAAAGCCUCUUCGGAGCCUAUCGAAGGCCGGGCCCUGCUUUCGGCAAGUGUGAUGGUGCCGCUGCCGGCGCACGGAGCUUCAGGGGCUAAUCUUUCCUCGGCGGAGAGGGAAUUCUGGGAGCAGCCCAAUGGGGAAGGGCUUAGGCCCUGCUUGGAGUUCAGCCUCGGGUAUCGAAAAUCGAGUGAUGAAAUUGUCAAGGAGAGGAGGAGGUUCUUGGUGGUGGUGGCCUCUGGGGGACUCAACCAGCAGAGGAAUCAAAUCGUGGAUGCUGUUGUCAUUGCAAGGGUUCUUGAGGCUGCUUUGGUUGUGCCUGUUUUGCAGGUCAAUCUGAUUUGGGGAGAUGACAGUGAGUUUUCAGAUAUUUUCGAUGUGGAACACUUCAAGAGGACUUUACAAGCUGAUGUACGAGUUGUGUCGAAUCUGCCCUCUACACAUUUGAUGUCAAGACAGACAAUUAUGAAGAAUAUCCCUCACGAUGUUACCCCGCAGUGGAUACAUGCCAGAUUCAAUAAUCAACUGAAUCGAGAUGGCCUUCUAGUGCUAAAAGGGUUGGACUCUAAGCUCUCAAAGAAUCUCCCCCCUGAUCUUCAGAAGCUUCGGUGUAAGGUUGCUUUCCAUGCAUUGAGAUUCGCAGCACCAAUUCAAGCACUAGGGAGUCAAUUAGCAAAGAGAAUGUGGAUUGAAGGUCCUUACAUUGCUCUCCAUCUCCGGCUAGAGAAAGAUGUCUGGGUGAGAACUGGAUGUCUCACCGGAUUAGGCCCUGAAUAUGAUGACAUUAUCACAAAGGUUCGGGAGUCUCAACCCGAAUAUCUUACAGGGCGAGUAAACAUGAGCUACACACAAAGGCGGCUUGCUGGUCUCUGUCCCCUAAAUGCGUUAGAAAUAGCGAGGCUUCUGAAGGGUCUAGGUGCGCCAAGAAGUGCGCGGAUAUACAUUGCAGGAGGUGAGGCAUUUGGGGAAAGCAGGGCUCUGCAGCCACUUGUGGCAGAAUUCCCAAACUUGGUGACGAAGGAGAUGUUGGCGAACGAAGGAGAGCUCUCUCCAUUCAUGAACAAGCCUUCAGCUCUGGCUGCAGUUGACUACAUUGUCUCUCUAAGCAGUGAUGUCUUUGUGCCAUCCCAUGGAGGAAACAUGGGCCGGGCGAUGCAGGGUCACCGUGCUUAUGUGGGACACAGAAAGUUCAUAAAGCCGAACAAGAGGGCGAUGAUGCCACUGUUGGAAGAUACAUCGAUUAGUGAUGCUGAGUUCGGGAGCAUCAUGAGGGAGCUGCAUAAGUCUCAGGGGAGCCCUGAGCCAAGAGGUUACAUGAGAAACCGAGACGUGAUUUCACACCCUGUGCCAGAGUGCAUGUGUAAACCCAAAACAGGCAUUUUCUAGUGCCAAUUUUUUCCGUUUCUAAAAAACAUUGUAUCCGUUGUAUCUGAUUUUACCAUUUAUAUCACAAGAAUUCUCCAUUUGAUU